Molecule: messenger RNA, 1455 nt
Organism: Durotheca rogersii
Lineage: Eukaryota; Fungi; Ascomycota; Sordariomycetes; Xylariales; Xylariaceae
Exons: 3
Coding region: 1-1455 (484 amino acids)
Source: RefSeq, a predicted model, not a curated record
AUGCCGCUCAUCAGAACCCCUAUCCAGACCGCCCAUCCUCACGAGGCGCGCGCUGGAGAACGGCCGCCGGCGACCACGCCGGCGAGCGCUCCGGGCACCGCCGAUUUUGUAUUAGGAGUUGAUACCUGCGGAUACACGUCGUCCAGCACCAUCAGCUGCGAUUUCGGAUACGAAUGCACGAACGUCGGCAGGUACCGCGGCUGCUGCCUGCCCGGCAUCGAGGGCUGCGUCGCGACGAUAUAUACGACCUGCGCCGACUACGGCGUGAUCCCCAAUCUCGAGCAGUGCGGGCCGCACACGCUAUGCUGCCCCUCGACGAGCCCGUACUGCUUCUCGUACGCGUUCCUCACCGAGGACCAGCAGGGCGCCACGUUCUCGUACGUCGAAUGCCAGACGUCACACGGCUUCGGGGAGAUGUUCCCGUACCCGCUGGGGCUGGUGACAGCGACAGGAGCCAGCGAUACGGCGGCGGAAACGAGCUCCUCGCCGUCUGCGUCGUCGUCGUCGCACGCGGCGCCCGGGGGCGCGAUAGCGGGGGCCGUCGUUGGAGUCGUCGCCUUCGUCUGUCUGGCCGUCGCCGGGGCCGUGCUAUUCUUCCGGUACCGCGGCCGCCGUCGGGGGGCCGCAGCAGCCGCUCCCGCGGCCGCGAAGCUGAGUCCCCCAGCCGAUGACGUCGCACCGCGUGCGGCUGCGGCCGCCUCCCGGCCGCGUGUGAGGACGGCCCACCGCAGCCUCCUGCGGCCGCUAUCCGCGAUCUACGAGCAGCCCAGCCCGACAUAUGCGGCGCCGGUGGCAGCGAGGCGCGCCAGGCGCGGCGAGCCUGCGGCAGCGGCGGCAGCAGCGGCGCGUAGCCAGAACCACCACCGGCCCAGCUGGCCCCUCGCGUCGGCGAGCAACCCGCUGGCGGUGCACCCGGUCGACGCGGAGACGGUGAAGCGGCUGAGCCUGAUCAGCAGCCAGCCGGCGGGGGGCAGCGACCGCUGGGCGCCGCGCGCGCCGGCGCUCCAGGUCCCGACGCCGCCGGCCUCGAGCAGCGCGAGCAGCACGCCGACGAGCGCGACGGCGAUCCUGCGCGACGCGGCCUCGAGGCUGCCGCGGCCCGCCAGCGAGCACCGCGUGCCGCCGGGGGCCGCGUUCGGCGAGGGCCCGGCCGAGCCCGUGUCGCCGAUCGAAGAAGACUUGGACGACGACACGAGCAGGCAGGACGACGACGACGACGACGAGAACAUGCCACGGUUCAGCAUCGUGUCCGGGCCGCCCGGCGCCGAUGCCGACGGGCUCGUCUCCCCCGUCAGCCCGGUGUGGCGCGAGGAGGAGGAGGAGGCCCCGAGCCGCGGGUCGCGCGCGGGGCGAGUAGAGAGCGAGGAGACUGAGGGCGGCGGUGGAGGCGCGGUGAGCCCCGUGACGGUGAGCCCGCUCGAGAGCCCGAGGAGGAGUACGGCAUCAGAGACUUAG